GAUAAUCCUAUAGUUGCCAUGCUUUUCGAAGGGUUAAAUAACAUUUUAUUGCGUAUGAGACCCAAAAUCCCUUAAAUAUCUUUCGAACGAGUUCAGUUUCUUCAGUUGACGACGUUUCAUCGUUAGAUAAAAAUGGGCGAAUUGAGCGUGAACGGCGAGAACUCCGAGAAGACCAGAAACGAGACCAUCACAGACAAGGACUUGCCCCUGAGUUUCGUCGAUAACAGGCAUUUAGGGCCUAUUAUCGGCACCGAUUGUAUCACCCACAUGUGGAGGAUGAAAGAAAGGAUGAAAACGGUCAGCGUAGCCUUGGUGUUGUGUUUGAACGUCGGAGUCGACCCUCCUGAUGUGGUUAAGACUCAACCGUGCGCCAGAGAAGAAUGCUGGAUAGAUCCGACCAAAAUGACGGCUUCGAAGGCUCUGGAAAAGAUCGGACAAAACCUUCAAACGCAGUACGAAAGAUGGCAGCCCCGAGCCAGGUACAAACAAUCACUGGAUCCCACAUCGGAGGAAGUAAAAAAGCUGUGCACUUCUCUGCGAAGGAACGCCAAAGAAGAGAGAGUAUUAUUCCAUUACAACGGACACGGCGUGCCCAAACCGACUUCGAACGGAGAAAUAUGGGUGUUCAAUAGGACUUACACGCAAUACAUUCCUCUAUCCGUCUACGAUCUACAAACGUGGAUGGGAGCUCCGUCGAUCUACGUCUACGAUUGCUCGAAUGCCGGCAUCAUAGUGGACUCGUUCAAACAGUUCGCCGCCCAGCACGAGUCCGAGUACCAGCAAUCGUUGACUCAACAAUCGAAAACCGCCAAUCAAACGCCUUGUUUCAAGAAUUGCAUCCAAUUGGCCGCCUGCGGGGCCAACGAGGUGUUGCCGAUGAAUCCCGAUCUGCCCGCCGAUUUGUUCACCUCCUGUUUGACCACGCCGAUCAAGGUGGCUUUGAGAUGGUACGUGUUACAGCCCACGUCGAAAUUGAUGCCUCGAGUGAAUUUGGAUCUGGUCGAUAAAAUACCCGGACAGAUAACGGAUCGAAGGACCAUGUUGGGCGAGUUGAAUUGGAUUUUCACCGCUAUAACGGACACCAUAGCUUGGAAUACUUUACCGAGAGAAUUGUUUCAAAAAUUGUUCAGGCAGGAUUUGCUGGUGGCCAGUUUGUUUAGAAAUUUCCUGUUGGCCGAAAGGAUAAUGAGAUCGUGCGAUUGCACGCCCGUGAGCAGUCCGGCGUUGCCUCUGACCUAUCAGCACCCUAUGUGGAACGCUUGGGACUUGGCCUUGGACCUCAGCUUGGGACAGUUGCCUGGGAUAAUUCGCAAUAACGAACCGUUCAGGCAUUUGCCCUUCUUCGAGGAACAGCUGACCGCCUUUCAAGUGUGGUUGGAAUUGGGUUCGGAGGAGAGAAAUCCACCCGAACAGUUACCGAUCGUGUUGCAAGUACUUCUGAGCCAAGUGCACAGAAUGAGAGCGUUGGAAUUGCUCGGGAAAUUCCUCGAUUUGGGUCCUUGGGCCGUGAAUUUGGCUCUGUCGGUUGGUAUAUUUCCCUACGUGUUGAAACUACUCCAGAGCUGCGCCAAAGAAUUGAGGCCGCUUUUGGUGUUUAUUUGGGCCAAAAUUCUAGCCGUAGAUAACACUUGUCAAUCGGAUCUCGUACGAGAUAACGGCCACAAAUACUUCCUAUCCAUUCUGCAAGAUACGAGUUUACCCGUAAGUACUCAAAAUUCGACCGGAUUAACCGGAUUCUAUCGAUCGAUCGAUACCCAUUUCCAGGCCGAAUACCGAACGCAAGCCACCUUCGUGCUGGCCUGCAUCGUCAGCAAUUUCCACGACGGCCAGGAGGCCGCCCUGCAGGGCUCCCUCGUCAGCGUUUGCCUCGAACAAUUGAACGAUCCGUCGCCGCGGCUGCGCCAAUGGGUGGCCAUUUGCCUCGGCCGGCUGUGGGACCACUACGAAAAGGCCAGAUGGACGGGCGUCAGGGACAUCGCCCACGAGAAGUUGUACAAUCUAUUGAAAGAUCCCGUGCCGGAGGUGAGAGCGGCUGCCGUUUACGCUUUGGGAACGUUCGUGAAUUCGGUGAUGGAACGUUCGGAUCACGCCAACAACGUCGACAACGCCGUCGUGAUGACGUUGGUGAAUACCGUGAUGGGCGAUAUGAGUUGCAUGGUGAGAAAGGAGCUGGUCAACGCUUUGCAAUGGGUGGUGUUGACGUUCGAACAGCUGUUCGUCAAUUUGGCGGUGAAAGAACAGACGAACGUAUCGCCCGGACAGGAUUGCGCCAGUCCCGGCGGUAUGAGACGAAUGGGCAGCAGAGAUAAAUUAAAGAUGGGCGACUACGAUUCGAUGGAGAGAAUGAAACGGGUGUCGUCGAGUUCGGCCAUCAACAGCAUCUGUUUGAAUCACCAAUCGACGGGCGUACAUUAUUCGGGCAGCCUCAGCACGUUGUCGAGCCUGAGCUACGGUUCGGUGUACAUGAAAAUCUGGUCGGCCCUGAGCACUUUGGAGGGCGAUCCGCAUCCGGAGGUGGCGCAAAUGUGUUGCACCGUCACCUCGCACGUCAGGAACAUCGUCAAGGAACAAUGGGAGACGGUGAGCGCGCACGGCCUGAGCAAUUCGAGCCUCAGCCUGCCGCCGAGCCCGAACAAGGGCGGCUAUUUCGGGGGCGAGAGCCCGCCGACGGGCGGCGAUGGGGCGGCGGCGCCGAGAUUGGCGCGAUCGCAGCACAGGACGCGGCGUCUGCGCCGUACCGUCGACGAGGGGGAGCCGAAGGUGCCGUUUUGCAGGAAGCCGUUGGUGCGGACGCGGUUCGUCGAAUGGUCGUCCAAGUAUUUCGCCCAAUCGAAUUUGCGGGAGAAAAUCGCCGGCGACAGGGAGUCGAGUUGUUACUACGAGAGAGAUUGGAGAAGGGCCAGGAACGAUAACAUACGAAUGGAAGCGUCGGAGGAACAUAGAAGAACGUCAUCGUCUAGAAUUGAAACGCAAGUGUUUCACAUUAGAACGGCCGUGCCUCCUUCCAUAUUGGAAUUGCAUCCGUUCGAUCAGCAAAUAGCCAUUGCUGGAAACGACAAUUUCGCGAUAUUCGAUUGGGGCACUGGAGCGAAGACCACAUCGGGCCAAAUAAAAUCCACCAAAUCGACGUCGAACAGCAAAAUCACCUCGUUGCAAUGGAUCAACAGCCACGAUUUGGGAAUGUUGAUGGUGGCCUCCGACGAUGGGGCAGUCAAAUUGUGGCGACCCAAUACAGGCCAAAGUCGGGAGCCUUCACUCGUCACCGCCUGGCAGGCUUUCAGCGAAUUGAAACCGAAAUAUUCAGGUAUCGAAAUGACGUGGGAACAAUGGACUCAAACGUUGAUCACCGCCGGCGAUUCGAGAGCGAUCAGAUUUUGGGACGCCGAAAAGGAGAUGAGGGCCUUCGAUUUGCCUUUGGGUACCGAUAGUUCGGUGACGUGCAUAGACUCCACCUUUUCGAGCGUGUCGCACGAGAAUCGAAAAAAGUACCGCGUCGACGGCGACGCCGACGCCUUGAAGGGCGUCGAUUAUUCGUCUAACGGACCCAGAUCGGGUUUGUGCGCCGUCGGUUGCGUCGACGGUUCGGUGAGAUUGUUCGAUCGACGGUGUAGCCAGAACGAUGCCAGAGUGAAAGUUUGGCUGGAACAUCCGGGUAGGGUGUUGACGGUGCAGCUCAGAGAUAACAUCGUGAUUAGCGGAAGUUCAUCCGGAGACGUUAGAAUAUACGAUAUUAGAAAAAACGAUUCGAUUCAUACGACUCAAGCCAUCCUCAAUUGCGGCAUGUCCUGCAUGUCGAUCCAUCGAACAGCAAACACCUACGCUUGCGGUUCCGUGAACCAGUUCAUCAGCGUGUUCACGCUGAAAGGCUCCGCUUUGAACACGAUCAGGGCCUACGAGGGUUUCAUGAGCCACAAAAUCGGACCGGUGACCUGUCUGAAUUAUCAUCCGCACAAAGUGGCGCUCGCCGCCGGGACGUCCGAUUGCUGCGUCAGCGUCUAUUGCUUGGAGGCGAAGAGGUGACGGGAUUCGCAGCCCUAGGCUUCGUUGUGGGGCCUGUUGGGCUACUAUUAGGCGAUAAUCGAAGACGGACCGGCGGGGAACUGCUUCGAAAAGGGUGUUGAAGCUUCUGGAAAU
Phyllotreta striolata is the source of this 4134-nucleotide messenger RNA. The record is from the annotation of a GenBank genome assembly. Lineage: Eukaryota; Metazoa; Arthropoda; Insecta; Coleoptera; Chrysomelidae.